UGUGGCUUAGAAUCGGGGUCCUGACACACUAGGUGUACCAGCAGAAGUCUGUGCUUUCCAUGCGUCAAACCCAAGAGUUGAUGAAAACUUGCCAUUGCUUGGUUGCUCUUGUUCCUAAAAUUAGAAGUUGGUCAAUGAACAGAAAUUAGCUCAUAUUAGCAAGGUGAUGGGCCAUAGUUAUCACCUGUACGUAUGCAUUCUUCGUCGUUGAUUGUUUGUUUUUUUCACCUAGGGAUCUUAGUUCCUGUAACAUGAAAUGCAUAGAAUGAAAAUAUAGGAAGUUAUGGGUAAAAUUGAUGUUGUAGUAUCACUUACCUGGAGUUCCCUUUUGAGGUCUCCAACUUCCCUUUUCAGGUCUCCAACUUCGUCCUCGAGCUUGGACAACCUAGGUUGAGUGGCAAUUUUACCCCUUAUUUUUAUCACGUCUUCGGUCAUGGGACCAUGGAUUCAAAGGCACGGCACAACCGUGUGGAUGAUGACAAGUACUUGCAUCAGGCGCGUCAAGAGAUGGAAAAGAAUAUGCAGCGGGAGCAAGAGGUGAUGGACAAGAAUCUGAAGCAGGAGCGGGCAACCGUGGACCGCAUGAGGAAGGAGGAGUGUGCAGCCAUGGAACAGAUGAUGAAAGAGGAGCGUGCAGCCAUGGAUCAGAGGUUGAAGCAUUUCCAUGACGAUAUGGACCUAAAGUUGAAGCAGGAGCGCAAGAACUUGGAUCACGCUAUGCAGCUCGAGCGUGGCAGGAUGGAAUUCAAUAUCAUGCAGGCGCGUGCGAACAUGGACCUUAUGUUGAAGCAGGAGCGUAAUGACAUGAAUCACAAGACCAAGAUGGAGGAAAUCCGCAUGGAAGGGAAUAUAAUGCAAGACCGCAUUCUACAACUCGAGCGUGGUAAGAUGGGCUUCAAUAACAUCCAGACGCGUGUGGGCAUGGACCUUAACUUACCACAUGACCGCAAUGAUCUGGAUUACAAGGCCAAGAUGGAGGAGACCCGCAUGGAAGGAAAUACGAUACAGGACCAUGCUAAUACACGCCUGAAGGAUGACAAGGCCAAGAUGGAGGAGAUCCGCAUGAAAGGGGGUAUGAUGCAAGACCAUGCUAGUAUAGGCACGAAGUACCUCUACAUGUAG
Molecule: messenger RNA, 1122 nt
Organism: Triticum dicoccoides
Lineage: Eukaryota; Viridiplantae; Streptophyta; Magnoliopsida; Poales; Poaceae
Exons: 4
Coding region: 442-1122 (226 amino acids)
Source: RefSeq, a predicted model, not a curated record